Clonostachys rhizophaga is the source of this 1158-nucleotide messenger RNA. Lineage: Eukaryota; Fungi; Ascomycota; Sordariomycetes; Hypocreales; Bionectriaceae. The record is from the annotation of a GenBank genome assembly.
AUGAGCGCAACUGCGAACGCGGCUGGCGGGUCAUCCCCAUCGAACGUCGCGAGCUAUAAGAUUGUUGACAGCACGCUGCGGGAAGCCGACCAAUGGGCAACGAACCCCCUCUCCCGAGACACCAAAGUGGCCAUUGCGAAGGCCCUGGACUCGUUCGCCGUUGACUACAUCGAGAUCACGAACCCCUCCUCAAGCGAACAGGCACUCGAGGACUCCAAGGCUAUCGCUGCUUUGGGCCUGAAGGCCAAGCUCCAUGCCCACGUGCGCAAUCUGGAUGACGCCAAGAAAGCUGCAAGUGUCGAGGCUGGUGUCGGAAGUGUUGGCCUUGUAGUUGGAGCAUCUAGCUUUUCCUCCGACGUCUCCCACGAGAAGAGCAUGGAAAAGAUCCAGGAAUCUGCUGUGGAGGUGAUUUCAUACCUAAAGAGCCAAAACGUAGAGACACAGUUCUCAUUCGAGGACACCUUCCGCUCCGAUCUCGUCGAUCUACUCAGCCUCUACCAAGCUGUUAAGGAGGCUGGCGCAGACCGGGUUGGAAUCAACGACAUUAUUGGCGGAACUACCCCUCGUUUAGUAGACGAAAAUGGCGACAUCGAGUGCCGCUUCCACGAUGAGACAGGUUGUGCAGUUGGAAAUGCCGUGACAGCCCUGGAGGCCGGUGCGAACCACAUUGAUACCACCGUCCUGGGAAUUGGCGAGCGUAAUGGUCUUGUUCCCCUGGGAGCUUUUUCUGCCCGUAUGCUCGUCGCCGCACCUGAGUACACCAAGGGCAAGUACAAUCUGAAAGAGCUCAAGGCACUUGAAACCGUCGUUUCCGAAGCGGUCAACAUCAAUGUUCCGUACAACAACCCGGUAACUGGAUUUUCCGCUUUCACUCACAAAGCGGGCAUCCAUGCCAAGGCCAUUCUCAACAACCCUUCAACCUACGAAGUCUUCGACCCGGCGGAGUACGGUAUCUCCCGCAAUGUAGCCAUUAACAGUCGCGUAACUGGUUGGAAUGCCGUACGCAGCCGAGUCGACCAGCUUGGUUUGGUAAUGACUGAUGAUGAGGUCAAGGCAGUCACCGCCAAGAUCAAGCAAACGGCCGAUACGCGCCCUCUCACUAUUGAAGACACAGAUAACAUUCUUCACGCAUUCCACGCCGAGCUGAAGAAAGCUUAG